Messenger RNA from Lutzomyia longipalpis, 4777 nucleotides. Its product is annotated as chitinase-3-like protein 1. Gene Ontology annotation, cellular component: extracellular region. Gene Ontology annotation, molecular function: chitinase activity; chitin binding. Lineage: Eukaryota; Metazoa; Arthropoda; Insecta; Diptera; Psychodidae. The transcript has 3 exons. The record is from RefSeq and is a predicted model, not a curated record. Bases 1970 to 3202 code for a protein of 410 amino acids. Gene Ontology annotation, biological process: carbohydrate metabolic process; chitin catabolic process.
GGUGACACUGCACCCUAAUUUAAAUAUUUAUCCCAUCUGUAGGCUCUAUCUAUAUAAUAGCACAGCGGAGGGACUCCUGUCUCCCGCAUAUUUUGCACCAUAGCAAGUGACGCUUUCACCCGUGCCACAGGGCAUUGGCAUAUAAGAUGAUUUCGGGGCAAACACAAAAUUAUGCUCGCUGUGUGUGCCUCUCAAUGUUGUGCAAAAUAUGUCAGACACCGCACAUAAACGAUGAUAGUGCAUAAACUGGAGUGAAUUGUCAGGAAAACUCCCCCAAAAAUUCUGCAGGCAAGCAAAUGGGCGAUUUCCAGCAAUUUGCUUACAACAACAAUAUAUUAAAGAGCUCUGGCGUAAGCAUUGCCAAGAGGUCAUUCGGAGAGUUCAUUUCACGUCUGAAUGCUUAAAUAAUUUACAAAAUAAUAAUCUUUUGAAUUGUUUUUUUUUCCAAAAUCUAAGAGACAUUUUUUUCUCUCUCUCUCAAAACAAUCAAGAAAAGAUUAUUCAUCAAAAAGAUUUUCUUUUGAUGAAUUUUUCUUCACCCUCCCUACAAAAAUAUAUAGUGUUGGUUGAAAAAAAGGUCAGAGGUGAAACAAAGAGAGCAUCAAGUGAAAAGCCCCUUGAAUUUCCAAGCAAAACAAUAAAAAAAGACCUUGUUUUUGCAAAGGGUGUGGAUUUAAAGUUCAUCUCCCAAGAAGUCUGAAAAUAUACCCUCAGAAACCAUAACGGACGAGUCGCCUUAAAUGCCUACGAGGGGAAAGGACAUCAAAGCUGAAAAGUCCGACCUUUUCUACCAAAGAAAACAGAACAACUUUCACAGGGAUUUUAUGCACUGGUAGUAUCCUCAAACUACCAUUUAUGGCCAAUCUUUGUUUGCCUAAUCCCCCAAAAAUGGUCAAGUAUAUUCCUUUUUCUCGAGGUGUCUCUCUCCGCGUGAGCCUUUCUUGGGGUGUUAAACGGUCACUUUUAUGAGGAGCUAAAAUGUAACAUUUUAAUGAUUUCUCUUCUACAACAAGUGGAUGCCAUUAAAACUGAAAUAAUUUUCUUUUUUUUUGUGAAAAACAUUUUCAAAGAAAUUUUGAUUAACCCGCAUUUUUCUUUUACUCUUUUCAUUGCUUUUCAAUUGGAUUUUAGUCGCAAGUCCAAUUUAACCUGAUCUUGCUUCUUUUUUUUCAGUCAAUAUUUGUGUGGAUGUUUUUAGGCAAAUACAUUACUUUGCGCUUACGUACAAAUUGACCAACGUUGUAUCCAAUGUGGUGCCAUAUUUUGAUACUUUUCUUCUUGGUGAUAAUGAAAUUAUCGCAAAAACACGCUAUAAAUCUCAAUUACUUCGUAGUACCUGAGAUUCUUUUGUUAGAAGAAAUUAAAGAUUUUCAAAUUAAUUAUUUUAAGAAAAUUCUUUGAGAACUCACUCGAGUUUGUAAGGAGAACGUAAAGUUUUCAAAUUUUUUUUUUGUUGCAAUUUACUUUAUUUAACUUUAAACUUUUCUUUGAUAUUUCAACAAAAACCUGGGUGAAGAGCAAAAUUUAAUAUUAAAUUUAAGAAAAAAAAGUAAAAUGUGAAAAUAAAUAUGUUAGUGCUUGAAUUAAAAAAAAAACUGACCAAAAAACCUUAUCCAAUAAUAAAAACAUUAUUAUUCAAACUAUGUUUUACUGUUUUACUUAACGUCAUUUCAACGUGAUAUAAAAAUUUUACUGUGCACUUCCUACUAUUAUUUUUUUUUCAUUCAUACAAUUAAAAAGUGAAUCUUCUCAACAAAAAGCUGCAAUGUUAUGAUUCUAUAUAUUUCAGACAUUUACGGAGAGUAAUAUAGCAUGUAUUUACUUCUGAUAUGUAAACCAUGACCUCAUGAUAAGAGAUUUCUAUUUAUUUGUAACUUAAGCAGUAAUUUUUCUGCGAUCUUCUGUCAGUUUUAAUUCGCAUCUCCGCCUUAUGAGUUAUUUAUAUUUUUGUUCAUAAAAGUUAAGAAAUAUGAAGCUUUUGCUUCUCUGUGCUUUCUUUGUGGCUACCGUCGCAAAUCCGGAACAGGAAAAAAAAAUCUUCUGUGUUCAUGGAAUGUGGUCUCACUAUCGCACGGGCAAUGGGCAUUUUGGCAUAGAUGAAAUAAAUCCAUUUCUCUGCACCCAUUUGGUCUACGCCUUCAUGGGAGUUGAUUACGAAGGCAACAUUGUGAUAAGAGAUCGUUGGUUGAAUUUGGAAGAAAACUAUGGACUUGGGAAUUUACGGAAACUCAGUAAAUUGAAAGAGAUUAAUCCAAAAUUGAAAAUUUUGAUCUCAAUCGGUGGUUGGUCGGAGGGAACGGAGAAAUUUUCCAUAAUUUCAAAUGAUCCGAUGAAACGAAAAACCUUCGUUGAGAGUUCAAUCAAUUUUCUUGAGGAUUACAAAUUUGAUGGACUCGAUAUUGAUUGGGAAUAUCCAGGAAGACGCGAAGGAAGCAGAGUGAGUGAUAAGAAAGCCUUCACAGAGCUUUUGAAAGAUCUCCGAACAGCUUUUCGUCCCAAAGGACUACUUCUAACGGCUUUAGUUGCUCCUGAGUCAAUCAACGUAGAAAUUUCUUAUGACGUUCCACAAAUCAGCAAAUAUUUGGACUUCAUAAAACUCAAAACUUAUGAUCUUCAUGGUUCCUGGGACACAAAGAUUGGCAUCAAUGCUCCACUCUAUAGAAAAUCUUGGGAAGAAGACUAUGCCAGUAUGCUUAACAUAGAUUCUGGUGUGAAGUACUGGCUAGAAAGUGGAGCUCCUGCAGAGAAGCUAAUUGUAGGAGUACCUGUCUUUGGACGUGGCUUCAAGAUGCUCAGUGAAGAUCAGAAGACAGUUGGAUCUCCAUUUUUGGGCCCUUCUGAUCCUGGUCCAUAUACCGAUGAUCCGGGAUUGUUAGGCUUCAAUGAACUCUGUGAGAAGCAACUAACUGAGCAAUGGGAAGAACAUUGGGAUGAUGAGCAGCUUGUGCCGUAUGCAACAAGAGGAGAUCAGUGGAUAGGCUAUGACAACGAAGAAAGCUUGCGAAUAAAAGCAAACUACGUACGAAGUUACAAACUUGGUGGAGUAAUGGUUGGGCAUAUUGAGAAUGAUGACUUUCUUGGUUUCUGUGGUAGAGGUAAGUUUCCUCUUUUGCAAGAAAUAAACAGAGCUCUCAAAGAAAAAAGCCCUUAUGGAAUUCCUAAAGAAAAGAAGGUCUGUGUUACCAAUAUUCCAUUUUCUUAAUUAAAGAUUUUUGCAGAAAUAUCUUAUCUUUAAGAAUUUGUCAAUAAAAAUUGAGUUUUGAAUUAAACUUAAAAAAAAACUUUGCAAUUAUUGUGAAUUUUCACCAAGAAGUUAGAGUUAAGUGGUAACCUGUGAAAGUUCUCUUAAGACUGCAAAGCGAGUCAAGAAAUUGUUUUGCAUUGCGUACGAAACUUCCUCUCUUUCAGCAUAAUAUAUUUUGCAUGUUGAGCAAUUUUCUGCGAGAUUCUUAGUGUCUCUGACAAGAAGGUGGUAUUGUCCACACGGGUUUUUCAUCGUACACAACCUCUCCUCCACAUCAAUAAGGGGCCUGCUUUUAUUUAUCAUUAACACUCAUUGAACACUUUCCGCUAUGUCGACAGACAACAGACUCCGUCGCUUUUGCUUGUUUCUCUCUCUCUCGCGACCAGCAGCAAUACUUUAUCCGCGAGAGACAAACAAUUUGUUCAAGCAAUGCGGAAGUAGAGUUCAAAACCUGCGAGAAUAUAUCAUGUUGCCCCAUCGCAUUCACACUCGCAUUCUGCCUUAUUCUUAUGCCCGUCUCUACAGUGAGACUCACAGCAGAAGAGCGCAACGGUGAGUGCAAAUGCAAUUGAGCAAACACCACCACUCUGGUUGCUUCCUUCUUCUCCGGCAUAAAAAGCAUUUUGCAAUAUAUUCUUUGUUCCCAGGAUUGCGGCGGCGGCGGCGCAGGGAAUUACCCACCCCCGCGGUAUGUGCGCUCCCUCUUAAUCCCACCGCUGCCACCAUUUGUACAUAUAGAAUAUAUAGUGUCAAAAAUGACCGAACAAGUGCCACUGCAGGCGCAAUGAGGGAGUGAAAAGAAAAAUGCGUAUGUGUGGAAGAAGAGUUUGUCUUCUUGAGAAAUCCACAUUAGUCACAUAUUGCCUGUUUGCAAUGUGAAAACAUAAAUCACACGCGAAAACGUCACAUUCCUCAAUCACUUUGUACACUUUUCCUCCCGCAAAAGUGAUCUUUUCUUGUCUUACUCAUUCUCAAUUUCUGCUUCCUCAUUCGUCAACUGUAUGGGUUUGGUUGUUAUGAAAAUUAGCAAUUCAUACAAGGGAGUUUAGAGUUGCGAAGAUUCCAAUUUCACGAUUAUAUACACAAACACAUAUAUGUAUGUUGACUCCACCGUUGUGAGAUAAUCUCUUUUUGCUUGCUAUAUGGACUCUUCUGAAUUUCAAAUUUUAUCUUACAAGUGUUGAAGAGUAUAAAAAAUGCUAAAUUACAGCCACUGUACUCGCAAGCUCGAGUAUAUCGAUGGGUGGGAUAUUAAUAAGAAUGAGAAUACGGAAGUGUGACCAUAAUGAAUGCUCAAGCCAGUCUUUUUCCUUCUCGCACUCCUGUCAACCGUUUCAGUGGUAUUUACAUAAAUGUGACUGAGGUAGAAUGAACAGAAAAAAAUAUUUUCUUGGAAUAGGAAGAAGUCAAAGCUUGUUCUUUGUGAAAAUGUCGUACACACAUGCUGGAAAAGUCAACUUAAUUAUUCCUUUUACUUUACUAUUUUGCUGUAUUAAAAGUAUUAAUAUGAUACAUCACUGUUUAAUAUUUUAA